This is a messenger RNA of Acanthocheilonema viteae, 434 nucleotides long. The record is from the annotation of a GenBank genome assembly. NCBI's taxonomy places the organism in Eukaryota, Metazoa, Nematoda, Chromadorea, Rhabditida, Onchocercidae.
AUGCCAGUAUAUGGUCCGGACGGUCGAACACUACAGAAAGGUGCAACCGUAACAAAUUCAUCACCACGGAAUAGCACUAUCAAUGACAUUGGUCAAUUUGAUAAGCGCUGUGGGCGAAGUUGUGAUUUCUUGGUAAAGUCUAAUACCGAUGAAAUGCGUUUAUUUAACAAUCCUAUUGCUCAGGUUAGCUCGGAUAUUUUACGUAUUAGCGGAUAUACAAAUCAAUUCAAAUCGUUGUUGAAAUCGAGGUCAGCAUUACACCGCGAAUCCGGUCCCGGAACAGUUUUACAGGAACUGGAAGAUAAAGAUGAAUAUUCAAACGGUGGUCUACGUUUUGAUACAACCGUUGAAAAGCAAGAUUCAAAACGAAAAGGAAGUGCGGCAGUGCGGGUGAUAAAGAGACGACAGAGCGGCUAUGGAAUUGCCAUUAGCAG